CUUUUUGUGGGUAUGAGAUAAUCAAACUAAGUUUGGAUUAUUGACUUUUGUUAAUAAAUAUAAUACAUGUAAAUAUUAAAAUUGUAUUUCAGUUGUACCGCCGCACGAUUUCCUUUAUAGUAUAUUUUUGUAACUGCCUAAGUCUAAUAACACAAUGAGCGAGUCAGAGCAAAGCAACAAGGUCAACGAAUUUGCUGGCAUAACUAAUGUAGAUUUGGAAAGAGCAAAAUUUUAUUUAGAAUCGGCCGCCUGGAGUAUGGAUGCUGCAUUGGCCAGCUUCUAUGACGAAGGUACUGACGACGAACCUCCGAGCGGUAAUGCUGGACAGUCCUCAUCGAGACCUCCAGCUGCUUCGAAUAGGGAUGUGCCAAUAGCGAGCAUAUCAAGUUAUAAACCAGUAGCAAAACCGAAAAAAUGGCAACCACAAUCUAGAAUAAUGACUUUCAGUAGUUUGAAGAAUGCUGAAUCUGAAGAUAAAGACAGUGAUGAUGAAGAAGGUCAGAGGUUCUAUGCUGGGGGAUCAAUCACAAGUGGUCAACAAGUAAUUGGGCCUCCACGCAACAAUGCUGAUGUUAUCACUGAUAUGUUUCAAACGGCACAGAAGUAUGCUAGUACUUCGGCACCCAGUGGCAGUAGUAGCUCUACACACGACAGUGGUGCAUCAAAUUUCUUUGGUACAGGUUAUAAAUUAGGCCAAACUGAAAAUGACACUGAAGUCAUUCCAUCUCCUAAUGCUACUACAAAACGUUCAUCUAAUCAAGAAGAAGUUGUUUUAAAGGUAUGGAAAGAAGGAUUCACUAUCAAUGAUGGUGAAUUGCACAGCAUCGAUCGUCCAGAGAAUAGAGAAUUUCUACUUCUAGUAGCUAGAGGAGAGGAGAUUCCACCAUUACUUUUGAAAGAGGCAAAUGUAUCUAGUGAAGAUGAACUUCAUGUUAGUGUUGAAGAUCAUAGAUAUGAAGAAUAUGUACCAUCUAAACCAAAAAAAAAAAUUUUUGGAGGAUCUGGAAAUUUGUUGGGAAGCCCUGCACCAGAUGUUGUUGGUAUUGAAGUCCCAAAAGAAGUUACUUCAGACAGUGGCGUUGCAAAUGAAGUUAACGCUCGAGCCGUAGUUCCUUUAACACCAGACGCUCCUACCACUCCAUUACAGAUAAGAUUAGUAGAUGGUACAAGAAUUGUAGCCACAUUUAACCAUAGUCAUACUAUUGGAGAUAUUCGCCGUUACAUCAUAGCUGCAAGAGCUAGCUUUGCUUCUACACCAUUUAAAUUGCAGUCAUCAUACCCUCCAAAAACAUUAGACAAUAAUGAUCAAACAUUGUCAGAAGCUGGAUUGUUGAACACUGUAAUUUUCCAACGUAUUGGUUGAAUUAUUUUAGUUUUACUUGGUUUUUUUUUGUUUUUAUUAAUUUAUAUAUUUACAUUAUUUUAUAAUGUUUUUUGGAAGCUGAAAUUUAAAAAUAAGACAGCACAUUACUUUAAUUAUUUAAAAAUAGUAAUAUUUAUUUGAUUUUGUAUAAAAUAUCCUUUAAAAAAAUAUAUGCAUAUAAUUCCUUUUUAAAUGUUACACUCGAAAAUAAAUUCAAGAAUAAUUUUUAUACAGAUUAAUCAUAUUGUUAUUUGUUGCAUGAGUAAUGGAAAAUUUUAAUUGAGAUUUCCAUAACCUCAACAGUUUACUAUUUACAAAAUUUAUUAAAUACUUAGCCAUACUUUUGU
Messenger RNA from Acyrthosiphon pisum (pea aphid), 1710 nucleotides. RefSeq names its product NSFL1 cofactor p47 (gene p47). The record is from RefSeq and is a predicted model, not a curated record. NCBI's taxonomy places the organism in Eukaryota, Metazoa, Arthropoda, Insecta, Hemiptera, Aphididae. Gene Ontology annotation, molecular function: ubiquitin binding. Gene Ontology annotation, biological process: proteasome-mediated ubiquitin-dependent protein catabolic process; Golgi organization; nuclear membrane reassembly. The transcript is spliced from 8 exons. The coding region runs from base 155 to 1363 and encodes 402 amino acids. Gene Ontology annotation, cellular component: nucleus; cytosol.